AUGUGCGACAAUACAUGCGACAGGACGAGCGGCAAGCCGUGCGACAGGGUGGGGGACACGCACGCGCCGUUGGAGGUGAUCGAAAUCGGGCGCGGGGAGGCUCGAGUGGGGCAGGUGUAUCUGGUGAAGCCGCUGCUCGCGUUCCUCGUCGUCAGCCCCGACCUGAAAUCGUCCUGGAAGAUCGUGGCCGUCGAUUUGUCGGAUCCGAUGGCUGAGACGUUGCUGGACUCGCGAAGUGGUUACACGCCUGAUUUCCCCACCCUCCUCCUUUCUCUCUCAUCCAAUAUCCCCACUGUUUCCCAUUGUCCUUCCCUAUGUCCCCCACCCCUUUCCCCCCCUCUUCCCCUUUCCCCCCCCUCUUCCACCACCCCCCUCCCCCCACUCCCCCCCGUCCCCCCAGUCGAUCCGCCGAGCACCAUCGCGGGUCAACAAACGGCCUCCGCUGCUCUCACCAACGCUAUCUGCGAAUUCGCCCGAGUGCCCUUCGCCCAACCUGCCUCCGUACCUGCCGCCGCCGCUGAUGGUGCUUCUGUCGCCGAGCCUGUGGCCCAGCAGGCUCGGAAGCAACACCGGUUCGGAAGGUCAGGCUCGGAGCCAGGCCGGUGUGGCAUGCGGAAGAAAGAGAUUUCAAUCAAAAUCGACGAGCGAGCGGAUGAUUCAAGUGAGAGUGAUGGUGGGGUCGGGGGUUGGGGGAGAGAAGACGACGAAGGAUGGCAAGUGUAUGACGAUGCGGAGCAACCGCAAAAGCAGCAGCAGGCGCAGAAGCAGGGAGGGUUGGCGCGUACUAAAGAGCGGUGGCAGCAGCAGUGGCAACAGCAGCAGCAGCAGGAGAAGCAUCCGCAGCAGAAGGGGAAGCAGCAGCAGCAGGAGGGGAAGCAGCAGCAGCAGCAGCUGGAGGAGGGGAAACAGACACAGCAGCAGGUGAAGCCACGGCAGGAGGGGAGAAAGUUGACGAGGCACUGGCGAUCCUCCUCGUCCUGUGCUCUCGAGAUCACUUCUGAGGCGCCUCAAGAGGGGAAACAGGCGCAGCAGCAGGGGAAUGCGCAGCAGGAGGGCAGGAAGUUGACCAGGCAUUGGCGAUCCUCCUCUUCAUGUGCUCUUGAGAUCCCCACCGGAAUGCUCCUAGACUCUCCCUCACCCUUGCAUCGCUCCUCCUCUACCAACCUCCGCCAACCACGCACCUUGACUCGCUCCGUCUCUGCUUUCCUGCGCCAACCCCUCACGCCCUCCCCCUUGCCGCGUCCCCCGCUGCCGCCUCUCACCCCUCGCCGCACUCCGCAUGCCUUCUCGCCCUCCCCCUCCUCCGCCUCGCACAAACAAGCAGCCUCAGGAUCUGUGUUUUGCGACCUUGAUGAGUCGGAUCAAGUGGUGGGUCAAGAGGAGUGUAAAGUGGUGGAGCAAGCGCCCAAGGUGAAUCAAGCAGCCGUGCAGAGAGCUAGUCACGCAAUGUUCUUCUCUUCUCCUGAUUCAACUUACCCUCCCCUGAAACCACCUCCUGGAAAGGCUGCUUCCUCGCUCUCUUCCCUGCCCUCUCCUGGACCCUCCCCCACGCUCAUUCAGAAAGGUGGCAGGUACGACUUCCAGCGGUCAAUCUCUGCUCAGACCGAAAGGGAGUUUCAAAAACCACCUGUGAGAGCUGGGAAGUUUGAAGCGAAUCGGCUGGCUGCUAUCCCACCUGCUACCGCAGCAGAUAGGACUGGGAACCUGGAAAGGUGUGGGACGCCUAGGGAAGCUGGCAAUAUAAGCGCCUCUCGCGCUGAGAAAGGAGGCAGGUAUGACUACCGGCGGACAAUGUCUGCUCAGACCGAACGGGAGUUCCAAAAACCACCUGGGAGGGCUGGGAAGCUGGAAAGGUCUGGCAAGUCAGGGGAGGUUGGUGCGGGUCUGCUGCCUGAUACCCCGAAAGAGCGUGCUGGGCUGGCCAAGUCGCCAAAGACAGGAACCGAUCUUCCCGGAACCUCAAAGGGACGCAGCGGGCUGCCGAAAACGCCAAUAACUCCCAACACGCCCAAAACACCAAGCACUUCCACCGCGCCACCAAGAAAGCUGAGAACGCCGAGAACGGCCGAAGAAGACAGCUGCUCUUGCAAGUCGCCAGCAGCAAGGAACGGGCUGUUUAACGCUUCCCAGGCAGGCAAUCAGAUGCCCAAAAGCCUUCCCAGGGCACGAACUGAGCUAGGGCUCUUGACCCCAAGGGUGCAAAGGGACCUGUUGAAGAGUCCCAAUGCUGCCGUUGGUGGCGCUCCUGGCGCUGCUGCUGCUGCUGCUGCUGCUGCUGCUGCUGCUGCUGCUGCUGCUGCUGCUGCUGCUGCUGCUGGUGGUGCAGGCCAGAUUGCCCCUUCCCUGGAUUCCUCUUCUCUGAGUGAGCUGGAUUCUGCUGGGUCUGCUUUCGGGGGCUCGUUUCGCUCUCCGACUGCUGCUGUUGGUGCUGAUGCUGAUGCUGAUGCUGGUGCUGAAUUUGUUGAUGACCUUGACGAUCCUCACGCUGAUGCAGGAGAGACACAAUUCGGCCUCCCGUACUCAUCCAACGGUCUCCACCAUGACGACGAGUUUUACACUGACAGCACCAUGCCUCUUUCCGAUCAUCCCGACAGCAGCACGGACGUUUUCGCUCGCUUCAAGCGUGCUCUCUCUGACAACACCGAGCGUCCCCUGCCUCUUUCUGAGGACGCCCUCUAUCCGAGCAGCAGCCCAAGUCUUCACGGCAACACGGACGUGUUGACUCGCUUCAAACGCGCUCUCUCUGACAACACUGAGCGACCUCGGCACGACUCCCCACAUCACAGCCCAUAUGAUGCUGCUGCUGUCUCUGCUGCUGGGGGAGAGCAGUUGCAGCUCCAGCAGCAGGGACUGGAGCAGCAGCAGGAAGAGGUGGGAGAAGAGCCGCUGCUGCAGCUGAAGCUGCCUCUGAAGCUGCAGAAGCGGUUGAAGCAGGCAGCACAAGGGCAGAAACUGCGACACGAGGCACAAGGGCAGGGGCUGUGGUUGGCAGAAGGACAGAGUGUGAAAGAGAGGCUGCAGCAGGAGGCGGAAGGGCAGGGGCGUGUGGGGCAUGGGGGCUAUGAGGCAGUGAGAGCCUCAGCAGCAGCACAACUGGGCCCUCUCAUUUGCCUCAUCCCACCCUGCCCUUCCCCAGCUGACAGCACCCCUUCCCCAGUUGAUGCUUCCCCUGCACCAGCUAAUGCCUCCCCAUUCCGAAUUGACUCCUCUCCUUCACCAGCUACCACCUCUUUUUGGCCCCUCGGCAGCAGUAGCAGCAACAGCAGAAUCAGCAUCUGGAGAGAUAUCAAAUCAGCAGCUGCAGCUGCUGGUGAUGCCGAUGCUGCUCUCACCGCUGCUGCUUCCAUCAUAGCAGGAACAGCAGGAGCACGGAAAGAGGGUGUGGGAGGGUUCGUGGGUGGAUAUGUGCACGGUUUUGAGCCGCCUCAGAGCCCGGUUGAUUAUGGGUAUGUGGAUCGAUACGCAGUCAAGGAGGUGAGUUUGGAUGAGCAGCAGCAGAGGCAGCAGCAGCAGAAGCUGCAGCAGAAUAUUGAGGAGGAGUGGAGGGGGAUGGGUGAGAGGGGUGUGGAGCUGAAGGAGGAGGAGAGGAAGGAAGAGCAGGAGGCGGAGGAGGGAUCUGCUCAGAAGCACCACGCAGAAAGUGCACGAGAAGGGAACACGAUUUCAUGGAUGGACUUGAGCUACAACUUCUCGACUGCUUUUGAGUCGACUCAAAAGGAGGCAGAGGAGAGCCCAGGGUGGACUCGGCGGGCUGCUGCUUCUGCUGCUGCUGCAGACGGACUCGAUGCUUUCUCUGCAGGCAGCAGUGAUGCGUACGCAACAGCAACAGCCGCAGGUGCACAAGGAGGAAGGGGAGAAGUGGCAGCAGAUGCAUGGUCUGCAUCAUCACUUGCAGUUACAACUGAUGUAGCAGGGGCAGGAGAAGGAGCAGCAGCAGCAGGAACGGGGCGAACAACCACGACUGCUGCCCCCCAGUUGCCGAGGAGACCAGCAGUUCCACGUAUGGGUGCUGCUAGAAGGUUCUACCGAACCUCCAGCUGCCCUGAUAUUGACAACAUGCCAUCGCCAGCUGUGCAGCCUCAAGCUAUACCAGCAGCAGCGGCAGCAGCAGAAGCAGCAGCAGCAGAAGCAGCAGCAGCAGCAGCACCAGAAGCAGCAUUAGAAGUGGCAAUGGCAGGAGAAGAAGCAGCAGUAGCAGAAGUGGCAGUUGCAGGAGAAGUAGCAGCAGCAGCAGCAGCAGCAGCAGCAGCAGCAGCAGCAGCAGCAGCAGCAGCAGCAGCAGCAGCAGCAGCAGCAGCAGCAGCAGCAGCAGCAGCAGCAGCAGCAGCAGCAGCAGCAGCAGCAGCAGCAGCAGCAGAAACAGAAGCAGCAGACGAAGGGGAGGGAGGCAAGGAGGGGCAGGAGUCACUUGAGUCUCGAUUGAGGCGAUGGCAUGAGAGCAUGGGUGCCUCAUCUUCCUUCUCCCUUCCCCAUGAUGUCACUUCCACCGCGGGCCUGUUUGUGCCCGGCCUGCCCCACUGGACCAAGCGCUCGCUCCCUCGCUCGCUGCGCAUCUCCCGCUCGCUGCUCUCCUUCCAAGAGAGGGCCCUGCUGGAGCACCGCCAAGAGACUGCACUGUUGCAGGGCAUGGCUGGCAGAUUAGCAGGGAAAAACGACGGCGAGAAGGACGGUGAAAACGAUCCGUGGAGUGAGAGGAAUGGGGAGAGUGACGAAGCGAUUAACGAGGGGAGCAAGGAGGAGAGGAACAAGAGGGAAUUCUGGCGUCCCCCCUCCACCCCCAAGCCUGUCAUGGAGUCUCAACUGAAGCAGGCCAAGAAGUGCCUGCCGAUGUACUCCCCCCCUGUGCCGCCCAUCGGCCUGGAGAAGCUCAUGGAAGGCGGGACUGGGGCAGGUGGGACUGGUGGGUUUGCUGGGUUUGGUUCGGGAGGUGGGUGGGGGUUGGGUGCAGGCUGGUGGGGUGCGGUGGAGAGAGCUGGGGGGGAGAGGAAGGAGGGGACGGGAGAGGCGGGGUGGCUGUCGUUUGAAGGGUUGGUGGAUGUGGCACGGGGGAUGAUGUGGGGGGGAGGAGGGGAUGGAGGUGGGGAGGGGGCGAAGGAGGAAAAAGAAAAUAUUUUGGGUACAGCUUUAGGGAAAAGUAUGGGGGAUCAGGAUGAAGAGGGAGAGGCAGUGGAAGGAGAAGAGGAGGGAUUGGCUGCAGGAGAGGAAGGGAAAUGUUUUGAGAAAGGUGGUGAGGAGGGAGAUAGUGGGGGAAUUGCAGGAGAGGGAGGAGCGAAGGGAGGCGGGUGA
Molecule: messenger RNA, 5286 nt
Organism: Closterium sp. Naga37s-1
Lineage: Eukaryota; Viridiplantae; Streptophyta; Zygnematophyceae; Desmidiales; Closteriaceae
Source: the annotation of a GenBank genome assembly